This is a messenger RNA of Alternaria atra, 3522 nucleotides long. RefSeq lists its product as uncharacterized. The transcript has 2 exons. Lineage: Eukaryota; Fungi; Ascomycota; Dothideomycetes; Pleosporales; Pleosporaceae. Gene Ontology annotation, cellular component: nucleus; 90S preribosome. Gene Ontology annotation, biological process: maturation of SSU-rRNA from tricistronic rRNA transcript (SSU-rRNA, 5.8S rRNA, LSU-rRNA); ribosome biogenesis; endonucleolytic cleavage of tricistronic rRNA transcript (SSU-rRNA, 5.8S rRNA, LSU-rRNA). Gene Ontology annotation, molecular function: U3 snoRNA binding; GTP binding; GTPase activity. Bases 1 to 3522 code for a protein of 1173 amino acids. The record is from RefSeq and is a predicted model, not a curated record.
AUGGCGGACGCACAGAGCAACCGGCCACAUCGGCCCAAGAAAGAGAAGAAACCGCAUACUGGAGACAAGAACCCCAAGGCUUUCGCAUUCUCCGCGCCGGGUAAAUUGAAGAGGCAGGCUGCGCGCUCUACAGAAGUCAAAGAAAAGCGCCUUCAUGUACCGCUCGUUGACCGUCUCCCUGAAGAAGCUCCCCCAAUUAUCGUCGGCGUCGUCGGUCCUCCGGGUGUCGGGAAAACAACCCUCAUCAAGAGUUUAAUCAGGCGAUACACCAAGCAGACCCUCUCCACCCCGACCGGUCCCCUCACAGUCGUCACCUCGAAGCGCAGACGUCUUACGUUCUUAGAAUGUCCCGCCGACUCGCUCGCCAGCAUGAUCGAUAUCGCGAAAGUGGUGGAUAUAGUGCUGUUGAUGAUUGACGGCAACUACGGCUUCGAGAUGGAGACUAUGGAGUUCUUGAACGUCUUGAGCGCAAGUGGUAUGCCAGGAAAUGUCUUCGGAAUUCUGACACAUCUGGAUCUGUUCAGGAAACAAGAGACGCUUAAGCUGCAAAAGAAGAGACUCAAGCAUAGAUUCUGGAGCGAGCUGUACCAGGGCGCAAAACUCUUCUACCUCAGUGGUGUGGUAAAUGGACGGUACCCAGACAGAGAGAUUAUGAACCUUUCGAGGUUUUUGAGCGUCAUGAAGAAUCCGAGGCCGUUGGUAUGGAGGAAUUCUCAUCCGUAUUGUUUGGCGGAUCGAUUCCUAGACAUUACGCCUCCGACCGAUAUCGAGCAGAACCCGAAGUGCGAUCGCACGGUAGCGUUGUACGGAUAUCUACGUGGCACAAACUUCCCCGCUGGAGGAUCGAGAGUACAUAUACCCGGUGUUGGAGAUCUCACAGUCACCUCCACGGAAGCGCUACCCGACCCAUGCCCGACACCUUUUGCGGAGAAAGCCGUCGAGAAGGCUUCCGGAAAGAAGAAGCGCACAAGACUGGGCGACAAGCAGAAGAUUCUGUAUGCGCCAAUGUCGGAUGUCGGCGGUGUGCUAGUCGAUAAAGACGCUGUCUACAUCGACGUCAAGACUGCUACAUUCGAUCCUGAGGCUGAUUAUUCAGAGAAGGGACUGGGCGAGCAAAUGAUGAUCGGACUACAGGGUGGGCGGAAGCUGCUCGGUGAAGGCGAUGGAAACUUCAGGCUUUUCAAGGAUGGCGACGUUGUGGAUAAGAAGGCUCUCGAGGAUGAUACUGCGGAUACGGGUCGACGGUCUCAGCGGACAGCUAGGGCAGCAGACGCUGAAGAGGUUGACGAUGAGGAUCUCGAGGGAAUCGACAGCGAUGACGAGGAAUUGCAGCAGGACCACAGCGAUGCGGACGAUGACGAAGACGACACUGGAUUCCUCGACAUCAACGGACCACCGAACGGCAAGCUGAAAGUCUCACGCAAAGAGAAGGAGGCGGAUGCUGCUGAGGAUGUAGCUUUCGCAGAUAGUGAUUCUGAUCUAGGUUCGAUAUCCGGCGACGAACCUGAUCUGGAAGACCUCGAAGAAGGUGACCUCGAUUCGCAAGACUCCGAUGAAGACGAAGCUGAAGAUGGCGCACGGUGGAAGGCUAACCUCCGAGAGAAUGCUGCAAAACUACAUGGACGAAAACGACCAUACCGUGUCACAGACCUGGCAAAGAUGAUGUAUAACAUGGAUCUUGCACCGGAAGAGGUUAUCAAGAAGUGGAGAGGCGACGAAGACGAGGAAGACAUCGAAGAAGAGGGUGACGAAGAUGAUGGCUUCUUCAACAAGAGAACCGCUGACGAUGCUGCCAACGCCGAAGACCGAUACAUCCCCAAGUUUAACUACCAAGAACUGGAAGAAAAGUGGGAGGACGAGGAAAACGUCGAGGCUCUCUUGGGUCGCUUUGCUACCGGUCAUAUGAACGACAAGGGCGGUGACGAUGACGAAGAGAACGAUGAUUUUGAGGGCUUCGACGAAGACGAUGAGGGUGACGGCGAGUUUGAGGACUUGGAGACUGGCGAAAAGCACGGUGGCGAGACUGAGAAAACCGGUGCCGAGGCUGAAGCGAAUUCAAUCGAAGCAGAGCGCGAAAAGAACGCCCGACGAAAAGAAGAAUUGAAGCUUCGGUUUGAGGAAGAAGACCGCGAAGGCUUCCUGAACGACAAAUCUGAUGCACGGAAAGAAGGUGACAAAGAGGAAGAGUUUGGUGAAGACGAUUGGUACGAUGCACAGAAAGCGAUGAUUCAGAAACAGCUCGACAUCAACCGCGCCGAGUUUGACCAACUGGAUGAACUAUCCCGUGUUCGUGUUGAAGGCCACAAGGCGGGUACAUACGCACGUAUCGUACUCGAAAACGUACCUUACGAGUUCUCUGCGCACUUCAACCCACGAUUCCCUGUUCUCAUUGGUGGCCUGACGCCAACUGAAGAGCGCUUUGGUUUCGUCCAGAUCCGCAUUAAACGCCACAGGUGGCAUAAGAAGAUCCUCAAGACGAACGAUCCCCUCAUCUUCUCUUUGGGUUGGCGGCGCUUCCAAACCACCCCCAUCUACAGCAUUUCCGAUUCGCGGACGAGGAAUCGCAUGUUGAAGUAUACACCCGAACACAUGCAUUGUUUCGGUACAUUCUACGGUCCAUUAGUCGCCCCGAACACUGGAUUCGUUUGCAUUCAGUCUCUUUCGAACAAGACACCUGGUUUUAGGAUUGCAGCAACGGGUGUCGUGCUCAACGUGGACGAGUCCACCGAGAUAGUCAAGAAGCUCAAGCUCACCGGCCAUCCCUACAAGAUCUUCAAGAACACCGCUUUUAUCAAAGACAUGUUCAAGUCGAGCCUCGAAAUCGCAAAGUUUGAAGGCGCCAGCAUACGCACAGUCUCUGGUGUCCGUGGACAAAUCAAGCGCGCACUAAGCAAACCAGAAGGAAACUUCCGUGCCACCUUUGAAGACAAGAUCCUCAUGAGCGACAUCGUCUUCCUACGAGCUUGGUACCCCAUCAAGCCCCGCCGCUUCUACAACGCCGUCACCAACCUGCUCAACCCCGCCACUCCCGAUCAAGAAGGCGAAAGCACCUCGUGGCAAGGCAUGCGUCUAACAGGUCUGGUUCGCUACGAAAACGGCAUCGCCACGCCCUCGGAGAAAAACUCAGCCUACCGCCCCGUUGUCCGUGAAACACGCGUCUUCAACCCGCUCCGUGUGCCCCGCAAACUCGCCGCAGACCUCCCUUUCAAGUCUCAAAUCGCCACAACGAAGCCCCAGAAGAAGCAAACGUACAUGCAGAAACGCGCUGUUGUCCUCGGUGGCGAGGAGAAGAAGGCCCGUAGACUCAUGGACCAGGUCAUCGCUAUUCGUAAUGACAAGGUGGAGAAGAGGCGUAAGAAGCAGGAGGAGAGAAAGGAUCCGUAUAAGAAGAAGGUGGCUGAGAACGCGGAGAAGAGGGCGGAGCGAGAGAAGCGAGAGAAGCAGGAAUACUGGGCGAGGGAGGGCAAGAAGAGGAGUCAUCAGGGUGAGGAUGGCGGUGGUGGAGGGAAGAGGAGGAAGUAG